AUGGGUCCGAGGCUUAAAUUGUGCCUCAACGAACCUGGAAAUGGCCAGUACUACGUUUCUAAUGAAGCAAUGAGUGGGAAUGUGGUUCUAGAACUCGAUAGGCCGGCAUCAAUAAUAUCACUAUCAGUGACAAUCCGGGGUACGUCACAAACAUUUACCCAGUCUUCGGGCUCAGACUACUUGAUGCAUACCACUUUUGGUAACAGAUCUUGCCAUACUCUAGUUCACCAGAAACAAGAGCUGUUUCCCCCUGAGAACGUCAGAGGGGCCAUCACGACGUCAAAAAAAGGGUUUCAGGUAUCUAAGGGUCUUUACAGUUACGGAUUCGAAUUCUUGGUGCCUUACUGGCUUAAGUGCUUCAAUGACCACGGCGCGAAAUCGGCAGGCUUCAACAGAACUCUAGAAGAUCCGCGUCUGCCGCCAAGUUUUAAUAGUGACGCAGCGACAGCCGGUUUGGUGGACUUUGAGAAUUCCUACUACAAGAUGGGCUCAGUAACGUACUACAUGAAAGCAACCUUGGUGCUGGGAAAGAUUGGCUUUCGCCUAACUCCUGGCAAUACCAUCAUUGAAGCAUAUCAGGGAAUCGAAUACAUACCCACGCCCCGUUGCGACGGCAAUCAAGCGCACAUAUUGCAGGCUAACAUAGGGCCUACGCAGAGUUUCGUGUCCAAGAAGACUUUAAAAGUCAAUGACAGCUUGGAUGCGUGGAUCGAAGUCAAGGCGCGGAGCUUGUCUCGUGUUUAUCGUUUAGAUCGUAUGUUUCAACGAGGGUGUCAACGUUUCGACAAAGUCUCCUUGGUGUUAAGCCAACGACCAGUCCAGGAAUUGAACAUUAAAAUUAGGCGUCUUACGCUACAACUUGUAGAAAUCAUGAAUUAUCUAUCACAGGGCCAAGUCAAUGCAAUGGUUGGUACUAUUCCUCUGGUAGAAACCCAGCUCGAUUUAAAGCUCAAUUCAUCAAAAAUCAAAACUCUUGGGAAUGGAACAAUAGAGUGGCCAUUAGAGUUAUGCCGCAUUCCUGAAUUAGCUAACUACAAAUUCAAUGAGGCUAAUAUAACACAUCGCGGGAAUAAAAUGUUCAGCUUCGCCUCCUGUAACAUAAAGCGAGCAUUUAAGUUUUGCCUGUCGUUGGGCCUUGAGAUAGACGGAUCGAGGUUUGAUGCCGAGGUGCUGACAACGAUGUGCGAUAUCGAACUGAGCUCCAUCGAGGAUCACGAGGAGUUGCCCAGCUAUAAAGUUUCCGACGUCCCACCUAACUAUACGAAUGAUUAA
Molecule: messenger RNA, 1272 nt
Organism: Lachancea nothofagi CBS 11611
Lineage: Eukaryota; Fungi; Ascomycota; Saccharomycetes; Saccharomycetales; Saccharomycetaceae
Source: the annotation of a GenBank genome assembly